AUGGCAAACAUUGCAACGCUUGACUUUGCCAAAUUCACCCACGGCACUGCAACGGAAAGACAACACACCGGCAAGGCAUUGGCUGAUUCCCUGAUCGAUCAUGGCUUCGUGAAGCUCGUAAACCACGGUCUUGCGGAUGAAACCAUCGCCGACUUGAUCGAGCUCCUACGACGUGAAAACAUUGCCGGCCAUGACGAUCUCAGUAAGCUGCUAGAUGCUCGAUCCUGCCAGAGAAUAUCACUCGAGAUCAUGGCGGCCAUCGAGGUCGGCCUGGGGCUCCCGCCGGGCGUGCUGGUCGACCGCUGCCGCCCCGACGCCAGCGAGAUCCGCCUGAACCGGUACCCGCCCAUCCCCAGAGCCCACCUGGCCUCCGGCCUCGUGAGGCGCACCUGGCCGCACACCGACUUCGGCAUCAUCACCCUGCUCUUCCAGGACCACGUCGGCGGCCUCGAGCUCGAGGACAGGACCAGCCCGGGCACGUUCGUGCCCAUCGCCCCCGUCCGGCCCGGGCAGCCCGCCGAGAUGAUCGUCAACGCCAGCGACACGUUCGAGCGCUGGACCAACAGCGUCGUCAGGCCGGGCCUGCACCAGGUCGCCCCGCCGCCGCCCGCGGCUGGGGACGAGAUCGUGCUGCCGGAGCGGUACUCGUGUGUGUUUUUCGCAAAGGCCGGCCGCGAGACGUCUGCUGGUCCUCUGCCGCACUUUGUCUCGGAGGAGAACCCUGCGCGCUAUGACGAGAUCACGGCCUUGCAGUUUCAGCAACGCAGGACUCAGUUGCUUUAUUAG
Molecule: messenger RNA, 786 nt
Organism: Diaporthe batatas
Lineage: Eukaryota; Fungi; Ascomycota; Sordariomycetes; Diaporthales; Diaporthaceae
Exons: 3
Coding region: 1-786 (261 amino acids)
Molecular function (GO): dioxygenase activity
Source: RefSeq, a predicted model, not a curated record